Messenger RNA from Linum tenue, 567 nucleotides. Lineage: Eukaryota; Viridiplantae; Streptophyta; Magnoliopsida; Malpighiales; Linaceae. The record is from the annotation of a GenBank genome assembly.
GCCCCGGAGCACCCGCUCCCUUGCGCCUACGACGACUGCUGGGCCGCGCUCAAUUGGGCCGCGGCCCACGCCGCGGGAUCCUGCCGGGAGGAGUGGCUGAACUCGGGCGUCGAUUUCGGGAGGGUUUUCGUGGCCGGGGACAGCGCCGGCGCCAAUAUCGCCCACCGCGUCGCCAUGAGGAACGCCCGGGAGAAGCUGAUUGAGCUGCUCGGGGUUGUGCUCGUGGAUCCGUUCUUCUGGGGGGAGGAUCCGAUUGGGGAUGAAGCGGGUCGGGCCCUGCCUGCCAGGCUGUGGCGGCUGGCGAAUUCGGGUUCGGAGAAGAGCGGGUUGGAUGACCCGGAGAUUAACCCUGCCGCCGACCCGAAGCUGUCGGGUCUGGGUUGCCGGCGGGUGCUGGUUCUGGUGGCGGAGAAGGACUAUAUGAAGGACAGAGGGAAGCUUUACUGCAAGACGCCGGAGAAGAAGAACGGGUGGCCAGGCAAGGCGGAGAUCUAUGAGACCAAGGGCGCAAACCACGUCUUCCAUCUGUUGGAUCCGGCGUGCGGAAAAAAGCUGCGGAGAGGAUGA